This is a messenger RNA of Canariomyces notabilis, 1660 nucleotides long. RefSeq names its product ornithine carbamoyltransferase. NCBI's taxonomy places the organism in Eukaryota, Fungi, Ascomycota, Sordariomycetes, Sordariales, Chaetomiaceae. The transcript has 3 exons. Gene Ontology annotation, biological process: L-citrulline biosynthetic process. Gene Ontology annotation, molecular function: ornithine carbamoyltransferase activity; amino acid binding. The coding region runs from base 437 to 1513 and encodes 358 amino acids. The record is from RefSeq and is a predicted model, not a curated record. Gene Ontology annotation, cellular component: mitochondrion.
ACCAGGUUGUUUACAGCUUUCUAACGCUCAAUUCCAUGAUUGCAUAGCCAAUCGCAGCAUUGAGUAAGGUGGUGUACCGUCUCUUGCAACUGGCUGUACGUAUGUCUCAGGGCUUCUAGUUGGACCAAUUCGGAAAAUUCGCAACUGAUAGAUCAUAGCAACAUCGAGUACCAGCCAUUCUCUCCACUUCUGUCCACUCAAGCCGUUAAGGUUGGUGUGACUCCUUAUCUGAUGCUCUAAAGUCGACUGACUCACGACUUUGAUCGACAUAUCAACUGAGGGCCCGCUCCAGAAUAGAGGUGAUUCCGCGAGUUCGCUAUCUGGGCCGAUCAGAGACAUAAUUGGCACUUGAGGCCUGAAAGCUAACCAAGAUUGGGCCGUCCUGCCAAAAAUUUCAUAUCGGCCACUCAUUCAUACAUUGCUCCUCACCGCCGCGAUGCCGCCGUUCGCUUUCCGCACCCUCAGAUUAGCCAUGAAUCACAUCCAGACUCGCCCGCUCUCUAGCGCCUCCGGGCCGAGGCAUCUGCUGUCCAUUGGCGAUCUGAGUCCAGCCGAAUUCACCAGACUCGUUCUCAAUGCCUCUUCUCACAAGGCCGCCGUCAAGGCCGCUUUCGGCGCAAACCAAGUGCCGCCGAAACCGCUGCACGGUGCCCUGACAGGCAAGACGGUGGCUAUGAUGUUCAGCAAGCGCAGCACCAGGACCCGCGUGUCAACGGAAGCAGCAGUACAAUUAAUGGGUGGCCAUCCAAUGUUCCUGGGCAAGGAUGAUAUCCAACUUGGCGUCAAUGAGUCUCUCUACGACACGUCCGUAGUCAUCUCCUCAAUGACUUCGUGCAUGGUCGCCCGUGUAGGCGCACACCAGGAGGUCGCCGACCUGGCCGCACACUCCUCUGUGCCCGUCAUCAAUGCCCUGUCGAGCGACUUCCAUCCACUCCAAACCAUUGCCGACUUCCAGACCAUCCACGAGAACUUCCCGGCUCGGACGCCGAGCGAGUCCAGUCUGGGUCUUGAAGGGCUCAAAGUGGCGUGGGUUGGGGAUUCCAACAACGUGCUCUUCGACCUCGCCAUCGGCUGCGUCAAGAUGGGCGUCGACAUCGCGGUUGCUUCGCCCGAAGGCUACGGCAUUCCCGAGUCCAUGAGGAAGUUGAUCCUUGGGGCGGCAACGGGCGCUGCUAAGCCUGGCAAGCUGAUUGAGACGACGGUACCCGAGGAGGCCGUCAAGGACGCCGACAUACUCGUUACCGACACGUGGGUGUCUAUGGGCCAGGAGGCGGAGAAGCAGAAGCGGUUGAAGGCGUUUGCCGGCUACCAGAUUACGAACGAGCUGGCUAAGCGGGGCGGGGCGAAGCCGGACUGGAAGUUCAUGCACUGCCUGCCUAGGCACCCCGAGGAAGUCGAUGAUGAGGUCUUUUACGGCCCGCGAUCCCUCGUCUUCCCGGAGGCCGAGAACAGGCUCUGGGCUGCUGUUGCUGCUCUAGAGGCGUUCGUGGUCAACAAGGGCAAGAUUCUAUGAUGCGGAUUGGCUAUUGCUUCUUUGGCGACAUAAUGCGUCAGCAUACAAGCAGGCGUGCUUUAGGCGUAGGCACUCAAAAGUUCAGAUACCAACCGCAAAUACGAACACAAAUACCAACAAAUAUAAUUGAUGAAGUCGGAUAAUUGA